UUCAAGAUGGCGGACAAGUUCGAAGCGAUCGAAUCCCAUUUAGAGCUUUUCAUCGAAAAUACUCGCCAGCUGGGUAUAAUAGCGAGCGAUUUCAAGCCACAAGGACAAAAUGUACUUAAUCAAAAAAUACAUAAAAUGAUAACAGAUAUGCAGGAGAUUGACAAGCUAAAAGCUCAAGUCCAAGAUGUUCAAGUUCCAUUGGAAGUUUUUGAGUAUAUUGAUCAGGGUAAGAACCCAAAUCUGUACACAAAGGAUUGUCUGGAAAAGGCUUUGGUGAAAAAUGAACAAGUCAAGGGAAAGAUUGAUGCAGUAAAGAGAUUCAAGAACAUGUUGAUUGUAGAAUUAAGCAAAAGUUUCCCAAAUGAAAUGGCCAAGUACAGAGCUUUGCGAGGGGAUGACAGGCCUACGUGACCUGCAGCAACUUGUGGACUUAGUUACUUAAUGCUCAUUUUGAGUUUUGAUGCGGAAAGAGCGCUAUUCUUCUCAAAUAGAAGAUAUGAGGUGAAAGACAGCAAGUCGGACCUGUCAUUGGAAGGUGUGCCUGACCCGUCAUUGGAAGGUGUGCCUGACCUGUCAUCGGAAUAUGCCUGGCCUGUCAUCAGAAUGUGUGCCUGGCCUGUCAUCAGAAUGGGUGUGUGACCUGUUAUCAGAAUGCGUGUGUGACCUGUCAUCAGAAUGUGUGCCUGACCUGUCAUCAGAAUGUGUGCCUGACCAGUCAUCAGAAUGGGUGUGUGACCUGUUAUCAGAAUGUGUGCCUGACCUGUCAUCAGAAUGGGGUCCUGACCUGUCAUCAGAAUGGGGGCCGGACCUAUCUUUAGGCCUGUCUGACCUAUUAUCAGAAUGUGUGCCUUAUUUGUCAUCAGAAUGUGUCUGAGAUGUCAUCAGAAUGUGUCUGACCUAUCAUUAGAAGGUGUUUGGCUUGUCAUCAGAAUGUGUGUCUGACCUAUCAGAAGAAGGUGUUUGGCUUGUCAUCAGAAUGUGUGUCUGACCUAUCAUUAGAAUGUGUCUUGAGAUGUCAUCAGAAUGUGUGUCUGACGUAUCAUAAGAAUGUGUCUAACAUGUCAUUAGAAUGUGUCUGGUUUGUCAUCAGAUUGGACCUGCAUUGAAAUUUGUCUCUGGCCUGA
Molecule: messenger RNA, 1124 nt
Organism: Liolophura sinensis
Lineage: Eukaryota; Metazoa; Mollusca; Polyplacophora; Chitonida; Chitonidae
Product: mediator of RNA polymerase II transcription subunit 10-like
Exons: 4
Coding region: 7-411 (134 amino acids)
Biological process (GO): regulation of transcription by RNA polymerase II
Cellular component (GO): mediator complex
Molecular function (GO): transcription coregulator activity
Source: RefSeq, a predicted model, not a curated record